AUGGCUCUACAAGAAUCAAAAGCUGAAGAAGAACUCGAAAAAGCGGUGGCACAGCGGUGCUUGGAAGUCAAAACAACGUGGGAGAAUCAUGUUCUGCAACUCCUGGAUAGAGGUAUGUUGGAUCAGCAGCCUGAUGUCCGCGCCGUGGAAGCCGGGAUAGUUUACGAUCUCAGGAUUCUGGGCCCAUCCAAUGGAAACCUCAAGAUUGUGACCAGCUGCGAGAUUGAGCAUGUACCCGAGGGAACAGAGAAAGGAAUCUACAGGGCGGAGCUGGUUAUUGAAGUUGUAUCUGGUGUGGAUCUAGAAAGGUGGAAUAGCAUCCCUGCCACGACGAUUCCUGUCAAGCACGCUAAGUCGAACUGUAUGGUCUGUUUUAGUCAUCCUGAAUGGUGUUAUUCCAUUUCUGACGAAGGGAUGAAUACUCCUAGCACUGUUAGUCCCGUCUACGAAAAGGGCUUAGGAGAUAUCCCUGUCAGCGUCAGUAAACCUAGGUGGCGCGAUUGGGGCCUCCUCCACGGGAUUUACGAUAGCUAUUAG
Molecule: messenger RNA, 537 nt
Organism: Cadophora gregata
Lineage: Eukaryota; Fungi; Ascomycota; Leotiomycetes; Helotiales; Ploettnerulaceae
Exons: 1
Coding region: 1-537 (178 amino acids)
Source: RefSeq, a predicted model, not a curated record